GGAGGUUCACUAAGGCCCUGAAUGACUUGGAGAGAUUUGCUGCUCUCUGACCAAGAUCCCAGCUGCACAGAAGAAACAUAUUCCCCUCUCAACUUCAGAUGAGGGUGCCUGGACAAAGAUGAAUGUAUGCCAGGACACAAGAAGAACGCCUUCUGUGGUGUUAUUUAUUGCGGCAAUGGGCCCUGGCAACAGCUGGACUCCAUGGUGACAACAAGUAACCAGGUUCCCAAGGAACAGACCAGAGCACUUCUACUCCUUGGACACACAGCGAGGAGCAGCAGAUGGUCACAGUUGUACCAUGGGCUGCUAUGUUUCUAGGAGGGUCACUGUCACACAGCUGCCUCCCGAGCAGCUAGAGGACAAGGAGGAAGCCAAAAGCCAGACUGAAAAUUGCAGUCUUGCUGGAACAGAGGCUGUGCCCUCCCAGGAUGAGGCAGCUGAGCCAAAAGGCACUUCAAAGGAUAGAGCCAAACUUGAAGAUGAGACCAGUGAGGGAGACCUCCCUGAAGAACUCCCAGAAAAAUUAACAUCCCCUCAGGAAAGCAGCAAUGUGCAAAGCACAGGCACGCUGCUCAUCAGCGAGGGCAUCAGUAGAUCACAGCCCUCACAGGAAACAGAGAUGCAAAAAUCAUCAGACAUUCUUGAGGAGCUGAGGAUGCAGGGAAUAAUCAAGAGUCAAAGUACCACUGAAGGAAUGUAUGAAUACAAGGGACUUGCCCUGGAAAAUACACUGAAGAAACCACGAGCUAGGCUGGAAGAAAUUCAGUUUGGAGACAACGAAGUGGGUGAUUUUACAGUGAAGGAGAAGAUGAUUUCUGGCGAAGACAAAAAACAGGUUAGAGAAAACGAGCUGAACAGAAUGCUACAGCACAACAAUUUUUUCCCAGCAACUGCCCAACAAACUACAGAUAUUCUGACUGAAAAUGACUGCCCAAGGUUUGGAAUUCAAGGAGAUACAGACACCCCUCAGCUCUCACCUUCAGAUGGAGCUGGGGUACUGCUGAAGAAAAUAGCCAUAGUAGAAGCCACAGAUGAUUACACUGAGGACUCCACCAUCGAGUCAAUGACUUGCAACUGCCUCCAUGAAGCCAUCCACAUCUAAGCUGUCUUGCAAAAAAUGAACUCUUCUGUUCCCUGCACCUGACUUUCUUUGAGGCAUAAUUAAAUGAUUUGUCAUGGGACACAGCCAAGUCUUGCUGCUACCUAUCUCACCUGGGAAAAUGGUAUUUAACCUUAGUUGUUACAUACUAAUUGAAAGUAAAAAAUGAGAAGAGCCAGGAAGAGCCAAAUAGUAACCACCCAGUCACUAAGUUCAAGCCUAUGCACAUUAUCAU
This is a messenger RNA of Columba livia (rock pigeon), 1334 nucleotides long. It is a transcript of the gene STMND1, whose product is annotated as stathmin domain containing 1. The record is from RefSeq and is a predicted model, not a curated record. NCBI's taxonomy places the organism in Eukaryota, Metazoa, Chordata, Aves, Columbiformes, Columbidae.